CUGCGCGAGCGGUGGGCGCAUCCGCUCGUGCCGGGCGGCGGCCGGGUCGCUGCGCGUAGCUGGGGAGUCAGCUGUUUGCCGGAGAAUAAGAGGGCGAGGGGGGAGUGGGGUUGGCUUGCUAAAUCCCGGCUGUCUGCGAGGAGGGGCGGGGACCCGGCGCGGGCGGGCAGGGAAAUGGCCGAAACCAUCGCGGACACCAGGCGGCUCAUGAGCAAACCGCAGAACCUGAACGACGCCUACGGGCCGCCCAGCAACUUCCUCGAGAUCGACGUGAGCAACCCGCAGACCGUGGGGGUCGGCCGGGGCCGCUUCACCACCUACGAGAUCAGGGUCAAGACAAACCUUCCCAUUUUCAAAUUGAAAGAGUCUACAGUCAGAAGAAGAUACAGUGACUUUGAAUGGCUGAGAAGUGAACUCGAAAGAGAAAGCAAGGUUGUAGUACCACCCUUACCUGGAAAAGCUCUCUUCCGUCAGCUUCCUUUUAGAGGAGAUGAUGGAAUAUUUGAUGAUUCAUUUAUAGAAGAAAGGAAGCAAGGUCUUGAGCAGUUUAUAAACAAAGUUGCUGGCCACCCUCUAGCACAGAAUGAACGCUGUCUUCACAUGUUUUUACAAGAUGAAGUAAUAGACAAAAGCUACACGCCAUCCAAAAUAAGACAUGCCUGAAUGCUCUAAAUAUCCACCUCAAAAUAAAUGUUAGUGAUUAAUACACUUGGUUUAAGAGUUUAUAGUUAAGCAUGCUGCAGAUACUGGCACAAUAAGCCUCCACUAUACUAAUGUGAGUACGCUGCUCAGUCUUUGCAUUAAUUUUAUGGCAGUAAAGAACUAACUUGCUUUAGCUAAAUCACUCCAUAAAUCUCUUCUGAUUAUACUAGCAUUAAAGCUAUUUAGAGUCCAUCCACACUACUGAUGGAGUCCUUUCCACUCUUAUCUGGAAUGACCUAACACAGUUUACUGAGUUGGCCUUACUUGAACUAGCACUGUCCCAGUGUCACAUGUUCACUUGCAUUUGAUUAAAAUCACUUGACUUUUUCUUGUUAAAAUAACUGCUAUAUUGUUAUCUGUCUAACUUUUGUGUAGAGACCCGAGGCACUCUGUUUCAAAUAUCCCCAUGUGUAAGAUAGACACUUCUGCAAUUGUCUUCAAGCUUGUAAAACACUUUAUACUGAAAAAUGAGGGAAUUAUCUUUAUAUUCUGUAAAAAGAGAAAUCAAAUUUAUAUACUAAAAUCAUUUGUCAAGUUGUUUUGAAAUAAAAGUGAAAAUGCACUUCCA
Messenger RNA from Emys orbicularis (European pond turtle), 1270 nucleotides. RefSeq names its product sorting nexin 3 (gene SNX3). NCBI's taxonomy places the organism in Eukaryota, Metazoa, Chordata, Testudines, Emydidae. Gene Ontology annotation, molecular function: phosphatidylinositol-3-phosphate binding. The record is from RefSeq and is a predicted model, not a curated record. Gene Ontology annotation, cellular component: retromer complex; early endosome membrane. Bases 175 to 663 code for a protein of 162 amino acids. Gene Ontology annotation, biological process: late endosome to Golgi transport; endocytic recycling. The transcript has 4 exons.